CGCGAGUGAAGAGAGAGAACGUUUCGCGUCAUUUCACCGGCAGUGACUCCUCGGUUGUUCCGUUUUGUACGAAUUACCGGCGUUGUGCUUAAAAUUAUUGUGAUAUCUUUAUCAUUCAUCUCUCAAGGUGCAAAGGUUUCAGUCUUAAGACAAUCAGCAAACCUCGAAAAUGUUGCCAUUAUCUCUACUAAGAACAGCUCAAAAUCACCCUAUGCUAGUUGAAUUGAAGAAUGGAGAAACUUAUAACGGCCACUUAGUCAGCUGUGACAACUGGAUGAAUAUUAAUUUACGUGAAGUAAUCUGCACAUCAAGGGAUGGUGACAAAUUUUGGAGGAUGCCUGAAUGUUAUAUUCGUGGUAGCACAAUUAAAUACCUGAGAAUACCUGAUGAAGUUAUUGAUAUGGUUAAAGAAGAAGUGAUGCAAAAGUCACGAGGUCGGGGAGAGAUGAAGGGAGGCCGUGGUGGUCCAGGCCAGAGAGGCAGAGGUGGUGCCAGAGGAGCUUUUGGUGGUGGACGCGGUGGACGACAAGGCCCCCUGGGGAGAGGUGGUGGAUUGGGUGGCGGAGCUGGAAGACCAAACAAGCCGAAAAAGUUAUAGGACCAUGUUUUAAAAGCCUCUCCCCCAUCUCUACUUUUCUCCUCAACAAUCAGUUGAUUUUUGUCUAUUAUUUAAUUCCUUUAUUUUUUUUAUUUUUCAACUAAAUAUGUCCAAAAGUACCAGUUUAAUUUGUAUAUAAUAGUGUAAUGGAAAUGAUCAAUUGGAUUAAGUGUCCACAGUUCCAGUCUAUCUAUUAUCUAGAUUCAAUGCAUGUAUAAAAAUCAUUCUCAUUUG
Messenger RNA from Thrips palmi, 832 nucleotides. RefSeq names its product U6 snRNA-associated Sm-like protein LSm4. Gene Ontology annotation, molecular function: U6 snRNA binding. The coding region runs from base 170 to 598 and encodes 142 amino acids. NCBI's taxonomy places the organism in Eukaryota, Metazoa, Arthropoda, Insecta, Thysanoptera, Thripidae. The transcript is spliced from 5 exons. The record is from RefSeq and is a predicted model, not a curated record. Gene Ontology annotation, cellular component: U6 snRNP; P-body; spliceosomal tri-snRNP complex. Gene Ontology annotation, biological process: P-body assembly; spliceosomal snRNP assembly; mRNA splicing, via spliceosome.